AUGGCGGCGGCGGCGGCGGGAGCUGGGAUAUUCGAGCCACCGACGGCGGCUCUAUACGUCGGCGACGUCGAGGCACAAGUCACGGAAGCGCAGCUGAUCGACAUAUUUUCAGGCUUCCAUGGCUACCUCUCGGCUUCUCUGGUCCGUAAUAGCAGCUCCCUCACCAACAAUGGAGGUCCUCGCUGCUAUGCCUACGUCAAUUUCUCUACUCUUGAACAAGCAAGGCAGGCCAUGGAAGCAACUAAUCACAGAGUUGUCAAUGGAAAAGCAAUUAGAGUGAUGGAGGCCCAAUCCAACGCCGAAACACGAACCAGUGGGAUUGGCAACAUUUUUGUCAAGAAUCUACACGAUUCCAUUGACAAUGCAAAGCUGGAGGAAAUAUUCUCCAAGUACGGGAGGAUCCUGUCCUGCAAAGUGACCGUCUCUGAAGAUGGCAACAGCAAAGGCUAUGGCUUUGUUCAGUUCGAGUCACCAGAAUCUGCCUCCCUUGCAAUUGAAUCCGCCGAUGGCUCCAUCGUCGAAGGCAAAAAAUUAUCCGUGAGUAAGUUCAUGAGAAAGGAAGAGCGAUUCAAUCCGGAGAAUCCCGAGGAGUACCGCAACCUUUACUUCAAGAACUUGGACGACAAUGUGAGCGAGGAGAUCUUGCGAGAGAGAUUCUCAAAAUUCGGGGAGAUCACCAGUCUCCUCGUCUCCAAAGAUGAGGAUGGUAGAUCCAAAGGGUUUGGCUUUGUCAAUUUUAAGGAAACAGCCGCGGCACAACAAGCGCAACGGUCCAUGAACAUGAUCCAAUUUGGUUCUAAGGUGUUGUACGUAGCAAGGGCUCAAAAGAAGAGUGAGCGACAACAGUCACUGCGACAGCAAUCUGAGCAGCGAAGUGAGUGGUUACAGAAAUACAAGAACUGCAACUUGUACGUGAAGAACAUCAACGACGGUGUGGACGAUGCCCAACUGCGCGACCACUUCAGCAAAAUCGGCAGUGUCGUCGCAACCAGAAUCAUGAGAACGGAGAACGGCGUAAGCAAAGGCUUUGGGUUCGUCUGUCUGUCCACCGUCGAUGAAGCCGCCAAAUCUGUCACCCUUCUCAACGGGAGUCUGUUCCAUGGGAAGCCUCUGUACGUCGCCAUAGCCCAAACCAAAGAAGAAAGGAGACGGUUCCUUGAAGCCGUCCACGCCAAAAGAAACGCUGCAGCUCCCCCGUUCCCCAUUCCACCAUUCGCCUUUCCUCCUUUCCUUCCGCCGCCGCCGCCGUUUCUCCAUCAACCACCGUUCCCAUUCCCUCCCCGGUUCCCUCCAAUGCCGGGCUUCACCUUCCCUCCGCCUCUGCUACCAAAUCACAUUGCCAACUGCAUGGGCCGUCCUCCAUUGCCAUUCCGUCGACAAGGCCGCUUCGGUAACGCCGGUGCGAUGUUCCGGAGACCGGGUUUUGCACCGAUGGCUGCAAACCGGGUGCUACCACCACAGGGAAAGCCAGAUGAAAAGAGCAGGAGGGACUCUAAUCUGAGCGAAGAAGAAGAUUGGAGCAGCCAUCUUGCUGCUGCAACGCCACAACGACGAGAAGAAAUGAUUUGGGAUCGUCUCUUACCCUUGGUUCAGAAGCUCAAGGGCGAACUAGCGCCUCGAAUUACUCGGAUUCUGAUGGAGUUGGACCAUGCAGAGCAGCUGGUGCUGCUCGAAUCUGCAGAAUCGCUGGCUGCUAAAGUCGAGGAAGCAGAGAACACUAUCAACCAGACAAGCAACAACUAGCUAGUAACUGUUGCAGUUUUGAAGCUUUGCAAGAGCAUUAGACAUUCAGUAGUCGUCGGCUAUAUAUUUAACUGCUGUUUUGGACCUUUACAAGCAUUGCAUAAUAGAUGGGAUAAUAUCAUA
Messenger RNA from Linum tenue, 1866 nucleotides. The record is from the annotation of a GenBank genome assembly. Lineage: Eukaryota; Viridiplantae; Streptophyta; Magnoliopsida; Malpighiales; Linaceae.